ACAACAACAACCACUAAACUAUUAUUAUUGACAGACACAGUCACUUUAUUUUCGGUCGGUGUUUUGUAUUUUUUCUUUUUGUUGUCGACACCAUGGCAGAUAAAUAUUCCAUUUUAUUGCCAACAUACAAUGAACGAGAGAAUCUACCGAUUAUUAUCUGGUUGAUUGUGAAAUACAUGGAUCAAAGCAAAUUCAAUUAUGAAAUAAUUGUGAUUGAUGAUGGUAGUCCAGACGGGACACUUGAUGUGGCCAAACAAUUGCAAGACAUCUAUGGCGAUGAUAAGAUUUUGUUGCGACCAAGAGAAGCCAAACUCGGUCUUGGAACGGCUUACAUACACGGCAUUAAACAUGCAACCGGGAACUUUAUCAUUAUUAUGGACGCUGAUUUGAGCCAUCAUCCGAAAUUCAUUCCAGAAUUCAUAAAACUGCAGAAAGACAAUGACUACGAUAUCGUUUCGGGUACGCGAUACAUGGGCAAUGGUGGUGUUUUCGGUUGGGACUUCAAGCGAAAGCUUGUUUCUCGUGGUGCAAACUUGUUGUCACAAAUACUAUUACGACCGAAUUGCUCCGAUUUGACUGGAUCAUUCCGUUUGUACAAGAAAGAGCAGUUGGAAAACUUGAUAGCAAAAUGCGUCUCGAAAGGUUACGUUUUUCAGAUGGAAAUGUUGAUUCGAGCCCGUGAAUUGAAUUAUAGCAUUGGUGAAGUGCCUAUUACAUUUGUGGAUCGUGUGUAUGGCCAAUCGAAACUUGGCGGCACCGAAAUCAUUCAAUUUGCCAAAAAUUUGUUAUACCUUUUUGCUACCACAUAAUAAAAUUGACACAUUCCUGUUUUCACUAGAUA
Molecule: messenger RNA, 841 nt
Organism: Contarinia nasturtii (swede midge)
Lineage: Eukaryota; Metazoa; Arthropoda; Insecta; Diptera; Cecidomyiidae
Gene: Dpm1
Product: probable dolichol-phosphate mannosyltransferase
Exons: 3
Coding region: 93-809 (238 amino acids)
Biological process (GO): GPI anchor biosynthetic process; protein O-linked glycosylation via mannose
Cellular component (GO): endoplasmic reticulum membrane
Molecular function (GO): dolichyl-phosphate beta-D-mannosyltransferase activity
Source: RefSeq, a predicted model, not a curated record